Messenger RNA from Aaosphaeria arxii CBS 175.79, 1596 nucleotides. RefSeq names its product ribonuclease III. Gene Ontology annotation, molecular function: double-stranded RNA binding; ribonuclease III activity. Bases 43 to 1416 code for a protein of 457 amino acids. The transcript has a single exon. Gene Ontology annotation, biological process: regulation of gene expression; primary miRNA processing; rRNA processing. Gene Ontology annotation, cellular component: nucleus. The record is from RefSeq and is a predicted model, not a curated record. Lineage: Eukaryota; Fungi; Ascomycota; Dothideomycetes; Pleosporales.
CAACAACGGAUUCGUCUUGUGCUAUACCAGAUAUUCUUCGAUAUGGAUAGAAGAGGAGGAGGCCCUCCUGCGAAUAAAAGGCAUAAACCCAAUAACUUCGGUGCCCCACAAGGCAAGAACGGCAUCCAAGGCGGCUCCAGCAAUCACUCCAACCCGCGUCCGCAGCACCAAAACAAGGACAAGUCGAAUCCACUAGAUCUCCUCGAGCGUCUGCCAAACCCCAAAGACUGCGUCAGGUGCAAGCUAUCCGCCUCAGAAAGGGAAAAUGGCUUGAUUGCAUUGUUGGAUCAGCUCGUUCACGACGAAUCCGGACCUGAAGCGGACACCUCAAUCCUCCAGCACGCCCAGCAACUCCGUGCCUCUCUCUCCAAACGUGCAACCGCCAACUCUCUCCCCUCCCAGCUCAAGCAACAUCUCGAUCAAAAACGCCCAGAAACAGAAAAAUACGUCGUGGUCCCCUCAUACAUCGAAACGCGCCUCAAUCGCGCAAAAGCCGUUCCACCACUUCCCCCAAUCACAGAGCCCUACCUCGAAGAAGCCGUCUUCACCCACACAUCCGCCAACUACACAGCUCUCGCCCGCCGCACCCUCAACGACGCGAUCAACUACGAGCGCCUCGAGUUCCUCGGCGACGCAUACAUCGAGCUUGUCGCCUCCCGCCUCAUCUACUCCCGCUUCCCGCACCUCGACCCCGCCAAGCAAUCCUACUUCCGCGAGAAUCUCGUCAAGAACGAGACACUGCAGGUCUUCUCCGAAGCAUAUGGGUUUCCAGAUCGCCUAAAGCAUGGUGGCCAUACGGACAUGUCGGGCCAGAAGCACUGGACGAAGGUGCAGGCAGACGUCUUCGAAGCGUACGUCGCGGCGGUCGUGCUCUCGGAUCCAGAAGAUGGGUACAGGACGGCCGAGCAGUGGCUCACCGAGCUCUGGGCCCCGAAACUGCUCGAGUACAAGGAGGCGCCUGUCGAGAACCCCAAGGCACGUGACGAGAUCAACAAAUUGCUGAUGGCGAAGGGAAUCAAGCUUGACUACCGCAUGGCGAGGGACAUGCAGAUGGUGGAUGGACUGCAGAGGUUCUUCAUUGAUUUGUAUCUGACCGGAUGGGGUUUUGAGAACCAGCUUUUAGGGAGCGGAGAGGCGCAAAACAAGUCGCAAGCGUGUGUCUUCGCGGCCAUGGAUGCGCUACAGAAUCGGAUGGACAUUGUCAUGAAGGCGAAUGCGAAGAAGUUGGAGGUGUACCCGCCUAAGCCGAAGGAAAACCCCGAGACUGCGGAGCCAAAGAAGCAGGGAAAACCAGAAGAGAAGGCGGAGAAGGACAGAACGGAGGAGAAAGCGCUUGACUCGUCCGAAGAAGACGAGAAAAAGAGGCGGAAAAGGGAGAAAAAGGAUAAAAAGAAGCGAAAAGAGCUUGCAUCUUGAUGAAAGUAUCUGCGCACUACGGUCAUUUCGAAUUGCGAUAUGCUUAUAUGCAUAUAUUCCCAAGGAUUUGAGGUAUGUGAAAUUCGAUCUCACCAGAAACUUAACUACGCCAAAAUCUGAACGCCAUAUCAUUUGUUAUACCCAGGCCAUAUAAUCCAUUAAAAUAAAGAUUACUUCGAC